Messenger RNA from Eruca vesicaria subsp. sativa (arugula), 1233 nucleotides. Lineage: Eukaryota; Viridiplantae; Streptophyta; Magnoliopsida; Brassicales; Brassicaceae. The record is from the annotation of a GenBank genome assembly.
AUGGAGCAAUUAAGUGGUAACAAAUCCCACUGUGGAUUCUCACUUGGUAGACCUAGAUUUGGAUCUACACAAGAAAAUCAAGCUGAAGACGAUGAAAAACAAGCUAAAAACAUCGGUCUCAUGGAAGAAGAAGAUGAUGAUGGAACUAAAAGUGAAGAACUAGAAGUAGAUGUGGAAGAAGAGGCUUUAGGUGGUCAUAAAAGGCUUCACCAAACUCGGAAAUAUUCAAUGAUGAGACCAAAGAGGGUAUCUUGUGUGGUUGGUAGAUAUGAUGAGAGAGGUGAAUACAAAGUUGAUUGUUGUGUUUGUCAUAAAACGUUUCAAUCAAUGAAGGCUUUAUAUGGACACAUGAGGUUUCAUCCCGACAGAGGAUGGAAAGGAGUUUUGCCUCCUCGUGGACCUCAUCAUCCCCUUGGUAAUUUGUCUUCUUCUACAAUCUCUACUGAUAAUGAUAAUGAUGAUGAUGAUGAUAAUGAUCAUUGGGAACUGGGAAACGUGGUUGACCUAGAGGAAUCGAUCAAAGGAUGGUGGAGGACAGGGAAGAGAGGAAGGAGAAGUGCUUUGAAGGAUAAUAUUGAUGCUGAGAAUCUAUUGUUCUUAGCUACCACUGCAGAAUCUGUUGAUCUUGAUGUUGCAGAGACUUCUCAUUCCGGCGAAGAGAUGACCAAGAAGAGUAAGAAGAGGAGGAAGAAGAAGAAAAGAUUGUCUGAGAUGGAGAAUGAACUAUCAACUAGUCAUCAGCAGCUUGAGGUGGUUCUUGUUGGUGGAGCUGAUGAGGAAGGUGGUGGUGGUGCACGUGAGAAGCACGUGUGUGGGACUUGCAACAAGUCGUUUACUUCUUAUCAAGCUUUAGGAGGUCAUAGAGCAAGUCACAACAAGGUCAAGAUUUUGGAGAAUAACCAAGCUAGGGCAAACGGUGAAGUUUCAUUACUUGGUGCCGAAGCAAUGGCUGCUAGUGCUCAAAGACCAAACACAUCUUUAGGUAGUAAUGGAGAUCAUGUUUGCAACAAAUGUCAUAGAAGUUUCCCAACAGGUCAAGCUCUUGGGGGUCACAAGAGACGUCACUGGACUGGACUGGUUUCUAGUGAGGCUGCAAUCGCUGUUCCAACGGCCCCAGCUGCAGCUUCUUCUAGUCAAGUAGCAGAGACAGUGCAAGAGGUGAGGAAAUUGAAGAGAACGCCUUUGGAGUUUGACUUGAACGAGUUGCCACCUAACGAAGAAUCAUCACUCUAG